UUUUAUGUCUAUCGAAAUAUACUACUGAAAAUCCGUAUGUUAAGUCUCAAUUUAAGUUUGUUAUAGUAGUGGUUUCCAGAGCAGUUUUAUAAAGCCUUCUGGUCGCACAUUCAUUGUUAAAAGUUUCGCUGCUCUUUAUUUCCUACAAUUAGAUCCAUUCCUAUGGGAACCUCGUCUUUCAUAUGACUUUUUUCACAUUUUUUAAAAUUCAUGAUCAUUGUUUCUUGCUCAACCAAUAUUUAAACGUGUAUUGUACAUAAAAUGCAAAGUGCAUUAUUGUUUUAUGUCUUUGGGAAGUUCAGUUUAUAUAUACUUCUUUAGAUGAGUUUUGAUGUAUUUCAUCAAUCAUAAUGGAAAGUCUAUAUUACACAACUUUAUAAAACUUAAACUUUAAUGGUCGACUGUGUGUUAGUUACUGAAGGUAUUUUCCUCACAUAUAUUGACAAGAAAAUAUUAGACAAAUGCACAAGAAAAUCCCAAUAUUUUAUUAACAAAAUCUCGUCCUUUCAUAGUUUGUUAAAACUGUCAUUUUUAUAUUAUUCAGGCAAUUAUUAUGUCAAUCAAACAAAGUAACUAUUUGUGUGUGUGUGUGUGUAGUUAAUGUUUAUAGAAGUUUUUAAUUACACAACUGAAUAUUUUAACUGAAUUCACCAAUACUUCAAAGUUUAGAAGUGAAGAGAAUUAGACAUGGAAGUCGACGAAGAUGAUGGGACCCGUCAAAUUUUCAGAAGUCUCCUGAAGUACAUUAAAAAAGGCAACUUCAACAAAAUUAGCAGUACCAGGGAGUACUUCAUCGAGCACUUGGAUGAACGUUCCCCCAGAUAUUACAUCACCGACUUUUGGAACAUACGGAAGAGAGUUUUGGGGAAUGACGUCUUGACAAGAGAGUGUCUGCGCAACGCCAUACAGAGGAUGACAGAGAAGGAUGUGCAAGUUAUAGCGAAGCUUUUUGAAAAGUAUAACGCCUCUUUGGUGUACUAUUUUAGAGACAAAAGUCUGUUGGAAUUGAAGUACGACAUUUUGAAAAGUAUGUUGGAAACGAGGAGUCUGUCUAGUUACUGUUUUAUUAUACAGAAGUGGUUCUUUAUAAUGCCCCUGCUGGAGGAACUUGGAAAUUUCCUCACUUGGGAUAAAGUAAUCGAACUUCGGGCUUAUUUAUUGGAUUCUGAUAGCUUGUAUAAAUUGCUUGUGGCUAUACUGUAUGAAAAUUAAAUCACAUUCCUCAUAGUUUAA
Molecule: messenger RNA, 1233 nt
Organism: Aethina tumida (small hive beetle)
Lineage: Eukaryota; Metazoa; Arthropoda; Insecta; Coleoptera; Nitidulidae
Exons: 1
Coding region: 688-1212 (174 amino acids)
Source: RefSeq, a predicted model, not a curated record